ACAGCAGCUAUAUUGAACACGCGCGUAAACAGUUACCAGAUUCCCGCCUAAAAUGGAUCAGUCCCUUUAAAUGUUUACGUCUACCAAUCGUAGGUAUCACGUAAUACUUUAUCGAGGAUUUUCAGGAUGUGAUAGCAGCACGUUCAACGAAUAACGGUGAGAAUGCAAUCGGCAUAAUACGCAGGCGCGAUGAGAAAAUCCGAGAUUAUAAAUAGACCACUAACUAACGACAGUGUGAAGUUGUCACGGUGCACUUGUCGCAUGAUGGCGCAACAUGUUGACCGUUCAGGCACACCGGCAGCUCUUUUAUUACUUGUUUUUACAAUAUUCAACCUAGUAUACGUGAAUGCAUUUAUAGGAGCGAAAAUAAUUGAUAAUCAAAAUGUGAGAUCAGUGAAUAUCCUACAGACAGAGCGUUCCGACACGAGAAAACACUCGUCGGACAGUUCGGAUUUCCUUGUCGAAGUCCUUGGCACCGGUCUGGAGAGCAACAUUUCUUUGUGCUGGUCACCAACACCCGACAAUUGUAAUCCGAACAAUAGAUUGUACGCGAUCUGGAUCUCGCCGAGCGGCGACCGUGCGAUAUACCAGUUCGCCCAAGUUCCUACUUUUAAGGUUACCACGAUCUAUUUCUGUCUAAGAAUCGUGACCAGGUUCGGCGAAACAUGGACCAAUCUUGGAAGCAACUUUGCUAUCACCCUUCCGCCACGAUCCGAGAAACAGUUUCGUACACGUCGUGCAGAUUAUUCGCCAUUUGUGAAUGGUGACCAUGAAAAUUUAAUGACUGAAGAGCUCCAUACAGAAGCAGUUAUUCAAGGACUAAGAAUAGAAACAGCUGACAAGGAUCCUAGUUACAGCGAAAAUGGAAUUCCAGAAAUACUAGCUGGGAGCAAGGCUGUUAUAAGAUUAUUUGGUACUGGUAUCACAGAGGAUAUGUUGGUCACUUUCACAGAUGAACCAGCAAGAAGAGGUACCAUUUGUGAUAAAAUCAAGAGCAACGAAUUCCCAGUAAGAAAUGUAAGGAACAAUACCGCGACUAUUGAUGUGGUAUUGCCACUUGGCUCACCAUUUUUUCUAUGUAUAAAACAACCAGUAUACGGAAAGGAAGGACCGGAUCUUUUGCUAUUCAAACAUCAAGGCACUCAGUCAUGGAACACUAUUUAUACAUACAAGAAAUUUUUACCACUUUGGCUUAGUAUUGUAAUUAUACUUAUGUGUCUCAGUUUCUCAGCUCUGUUUUCUGGUUUGAAUUUGGGACUAAUGGCAAUGGACAGAACUGAAUUGAAAAUACUGUGUAAUACAGGAACAGAAAAGGAAAGGCAAUAUGCAAGGACCAUACAACCAGUGAGGAAUCACGGGAAUUAUUUGUUAUGUUCAAUUUUGUUCUCGAACGUUUUAGUAAAUUCGAUAUUUACUAUUUUGCUAGAUGAUUUAACUUCGGGAUUAGUUGCUGUUAUCUGCUCUACCUUAGCUAUUGUGAUUUUCGGUGAAAUUUCACCGCAAGCUAUUUGUAGCAGACAUGGAUUAUGUAUUGGAGCUAAAACAAUUUACGUAACAAAAUUGACUAUGAUAAUAACGUUUCCGUUAAGUUACCCCAUUAGCAAGCUACUAGACUUUCUUCUUGGCGAAGAAAUUGGCAAUGUGUAUAACCGUGAACGCUUGAAGGAACUUGUAAGGGUCACGACAGGCUAUAACGAUUUAGAAAAGGACGAAGUGAACAUUAUCGCUGGCGCAUUAGAAUUACGAAAGAAGACUGUCGCGGAUGUAAUGACAAAAAUUGAGGAUGUAUAUAUGCUGGAUUACAAUGCCGUCUUAGAUUUUGAAACGGUAUCCGAGAUCAUGAAAACAGGCUUUUCACGGAUACCAGUGUUCGAAGGAACUAGAACAAACAUAGUAACAAUGCUUUACAUUAAAGAUCUUGCGUUUGUCGAUCCGGACGAUAACAUGCCGCUUAAAACGUUGUGUCAGUUUUACAAAAAUCAGUGCAAUUUUAUUUUCGAAGAUGUCACAUUGGACAUAAUGUUCAAGCAAUUUAAAGAAGGUCACAAAGGUCACAUGGCAUUCGUUCAGAGAGUAAAUAACGAAGGAGAAGGAGAUCCGUUUUACGAAGUAAUAGGGUUGGUUACAUUGGAGGAUGUCAUAGAAGAAUUGAUUCAAGCUGAAAUCAUGGAUGAAACUGACGUGUUUACGGAUAAUAGAACUAAACGUCGAAGACAAGCAAAGCACAAAGUACAAGACUUCACCGUGUUCGCGGAGAAGAAAGAGAACCAACGAAUUCAUAUAUCGCCGCAGUUGACACUGGCCAUGUUUCAAUAUUUAUCCACAACUGUCGAUGCAUUUAAGUCCGACACAAUAUCGGAAACUAUUUUACGUCGUUUGCUUAAACAAGACAUUAUUUAUCAUAUCAAAGUGAAGUCGCGCGAGAAAGCGAGGCACGAUCCGGCGGCGGUUAUCUAUCAGCAGGGAAAGGCAGUCGAUUAUUUUGUUUUGAUUUUGGAAGGUCGGGUCGAAGUUACGGUCGGCAAAGAGAAUAUGAUGUUCGAGAGCGGUCCAUUCACAUAUUUCGGAUCCCAGGCGUUUAUCGUCAAUAUAGGAAUCGCCGAAUCACCGACUACUUCAAACCCGCAAGCAGUGGGAAGCAUACAAUCGAUCAAUUUAGAUUCUAUGUUGCGAUACACGUUCGUCCCUGAUUACACGGUACGGGCGGUAACGGAAGUGUUCUACGUUAAAAUUAAAAGAUCUCUUUACUUGGCUGCGAAACGAGCGACGCUUCUGGAGAAGAGCCAAAAAGAUCCGUUACCAGGCCACGAGCAGUUCGAUGACGAAGUUGAGAAGUUACUGCACUCUUUAGACGAGGAUGAUCGCAGCGUGCCAGAAUCUCCCGUGUUGCCGGUCGAUAAGGACAAGGAACAAAAAAAGGAUAAAGAUACCGUACAAUCUCCUGUUCAUAGUGCAACUGCUCCAACUUCGCCCGCUCCGGUUAGCGCUAGCCCAGUGACGCAUUCAAAAUUUGUUUCAUCGUACAGCGACCAUAAUGGGAAACUUAAAAAUUCACCGACGAAGACACCUUCGGUAACAAGCCCAGUUCAAACUCCGAAUAAAUUAGAUUUGGACAUGGAAGUUCUUGCAUGUCGAGAAAUAAACAGAGUGAUGUCAUCGAAGAAAUUGCUCGAGGAAGAAGAAAGAACGAAUCUCCUGCCGAAGCAAGAGGACUCUUAACGUUCAGAGAACGGUCGAUGAUGUUUAAACGCAUCGACGCUGGCCAACAGAAAAGCAUCAAACAACGAAGAGCAGGAAAAACCUCUAUGACAUAUAAUGCUAUCAUGGCAUUAGGUACUUAACAAAUCACUUAAAUAUUUAUCACCAAACGAAUCAAUAUCUGAUCAUGCGUGUUUUUAAUUUUGAAAUAGUUAAUUCAGAGACUGUUUACGUCAUCCUAGUUCCAUCAAGUUAGUACGCUCAGGGAAGAUUGCCAAAUUUUUCAGACGCAUCCCUCUUUAUAGUCUACGUAAACGACAGAGUCGACCGAAACUUAAAUGCACUCUCAAUCACAACGGACGUCUAACGUAAUUUCUCUUCGAACACGUGCAUUAGA
Nomia melanderi (Alkali bee) is the source of this 3595-nucleotide messenger RNA. It is a transcript of the gene uex, whose product is annotated as metal transporter uex. Gene Ontology annotation, biological process: magnesium ion homeostasis; transport. Gene Ontology annotation, cellular component: plasma membrane. NCBI's taxonomy places the organism in Eukaryota, Metazoa, Arthropoda, Insecta, Hymenoptera, Halictidae. Gene Ontology annotation, molecular function: transmembrane transporter activity. The record is from RefSeq and is a predicted model, not a curated record.